This is a messenger RNA of Hermetia illucens (black soldier fly), 2628 nucleotides long. RefSeq lists its product as uncharacterized. The transcript has 4 exons. The record is from RefSeq and is a predicted model, not a curated record. The coding region runs from base 452 to 2542 and encodes 696 amino acids. Lineage: Eukaryota; Metazoa; Arthropoda; Insecta; Diptera; Stratiomyidae.
AUUGCCUUGACGGAUCCACAGCUGAAAUCUACAUGGCAAGGAGCAGCUAAAUUUUCUUUUCCUCGAGUUUCUCUCCGACCCUAAAUGUGAUUUGCGCGGGUGCAUCGAAAUUAGUAGCUGCAUCCGACCCGGAAAAGGAUCGCGGUGCGACCUGUGCGUGUUACAUAUCCAAAAUUGGCGAAAUUACGCGUCAAAGUGUCGUGUCUGAUUUAUUGCUCCCCUCUCGGGGCGGGGACGGUACGACUCGGUGCCGUGUGAAUGUGUAGGUAGGCAGGUGCCUGUACCGAUUGACAGUUUGCUGGACAGUGUGCGUGCCGAGUCGCUGUCAACUGCUCCGUUUGACUUUUCUUGACUCUGCGUUUUGGGUACGGAGAAUGUGAAGUGUUUUAGCUGUCACUCGUGAGAUUUUCGACAGUGAUAGCUUGGAUCGGUGAUAAGUUUCGCUGGGUGAAUGCGUGCAAGUGAUGAGCGGUGGGAGAAAGUGAAAAUGCAAACGAUGGAUCAAUUCUCACACGAUCUGACGCUGGCGUUGGAGGAAACAUCGCGUACGGGCGGUGUCCGGGCUGGACGUUGGGGUGCACGGCGAAGGACACGUUCGACAGGGAAUUUGCCCUGUGCCCCGCAACCGACAGAGGAUUCGUCCAGCAGCCCCACGGAUGCAGGCAACGAUAUUCAGAACAACCAGAACCCGGACGGCUUGAACAACUCGAUCCUAAGCGACUCCGAUGACCGUCAUGAUCUGCCGCAAUCCCUGAAGAACCAACAGUUGCUGGGCAACUUCGAAUCGGACUCGUUGAAUGAGAACUUCAGUCCGGCCAGAAUCUUUCGACCCAACACGCGUCGCAAACGAAAAUUCAAACGUAUGGCCGUCGAAUAUGAGACAACACCAUCCACACCAGGUGCGCCAGGUGAAAAUGCAACAAACCCCAUCUUCCCUGUUGGUGGUACAAUAAAAAAACGCGUUCUCAAACACACUGCCCAGGAGAAUUUUUGUGGUAAACGAAAACGUUCACACCGCGAUCGCUACUAUGAUCACGAUCAUGCAAAAUUGCAUUCUUCAAGUGUUCCCCGUCAUCGUGACAUUUACGCACCAAAAAGUUCAUACCAGGAACACAAGAUUCGAACGCGAAGUUUCUCAACAGCAACUAAGCCCUCAUUUGAUCGUAUUCUGCCGUUGAACAAGAACAUAAUCUCGAAAAUUGAAAGAAUAUCUCAGCAGCAGAAGCCAAAAAUGGAACAGACGCCAUUCACGUUUACGCCAGUGCAUUUAGGAGGGAGUGUCGUUGCCACGACAGCAACAACAAGUCACUCCUUGGCAACUGCAACGGAAUCUAUCCCAAUAUCGAAUCCCGAACAGAUAGUGCAACUCGCAAUCCGAAAUGCUGCCCUGAAUAAUUCUCUGAUCGGGCAAACGGUAGCAAGUGACUUGCGGCCAGUGGAAACUACCCAGCAACCCCAAAAAUCUGGCAGCUUUGGCUCAUCGUUUACUGCGACAGCCACCAUCCCAGAAGGACUCGUGCUUAACAAGAAGCAGCCACCUGGCACCAUUGAGUUGGUUUCCUUACCAUCGAGGCGGAAACAUAAGCGAAAUCGUAUCCGGCGUGAACAGCUUCGAGCACAACUUCGCUGCAAUGCCCCGAAUCCUAUGGAUUGCAGUGACCUAAACGACUUCCUAAGUUCGAGUUCACUGAGCUCCUCCGAAUCAGAGGGAGCGGAAACAAAUGAGUCGGAUCGCGAAGGGGACGACGAACUCACCGACUGGCCCGGCAAUGAGGUGAUGGUGAAUCUGGCGUCCAAAAAUGACUUCAAGAGAAAAUCCUCAAAGAAACCAGGUCUGCCGCAAAUCAAAUCAGACGACUACGCUGCUGGGAUCGAUGAUGAUGACACACUGAUGAGCGCUGACGAACCUAUCGGUUCUCAGUAUAAUCUACCGAACAGCACGAAACCAAUGCAAUCCCAGCCAAUCGCUAUCGCCGGCUCGAUAUCUGGCGUACCACAGCAUCUCCCAAUAAGACAGAUUGAAAGCGAAAUGUCCGGUGAGACAUCGAAUCACUUUCUGUCGUCUCCGCCAUCACAUCUUACCGAGAACCGCGAAAUUCGUGCGGGUUGCCGGCGCAUCCGAGAGGGCAGACCUGGUUUCACGAUUAUGACAAGUGUAAAUGAAAGACUGGCACGGUUUUUGCAAGACGGCCGCCAAUCACAGUUACGAUUGCCUGAGAUUGAAGUGCAUGAGCACGAGAAGCUCCUGAAUCUGGCGAAAUUAUACUCACUCCAAAUGUCGGUAGAUAAUGGAUGUGCGGUGCUUACUAAGACUAGCAACACAACACAGUCCGUGAAAAUCGAUCAAAGUCAUCUGGGGCACCGGUUCUUCAUGAGUGACUAUAAAAGACGUUGCUUUGAUUUCCCAUUCACUGAUGCAAAUGAUAAUUCCAAUGAUGAGUUCGGAGACGAUAAUCCUUUGAGUGGAGAUAACUUGGACGAUGAACAGACGACGAGUGCAGCUGGACAAACUUUGACGCAGUCUUUCGGGAUGAUCAGUUAGCUCAGCAGCGAGGAUGAGUGUCGUUUCGAUUGGUUCGAAUGAAGUAUGGAUGCAAUUUUUAAACAGUAAAAAAUGAUGAAGAGGUU